Molecule: messenger RNA, 1061 nt
Organism: Gigantopelta aegis
Lineage: Eukaryota; Metazoa; Mollusca; Gastropoda; Neomphalida; Peltospiridae
Product: snRNA-activating protein complex subunit 5-like
Exons: 4
Coding region: 27-389 (120 amino acids)
Biological process (GO): transcription by RNA polymerase II; transcription initiation at RNA polymerase III promoter
Cellular component (GO): nucleus
Source: RefSeq, a predicted model, not a curated record
UAACUCUAAUUUUAAAACGAAGCAAGAUGUCAUCUAAGGAAUUGCAAGUUUUGAAAGAAGAGGAAAAAACGCUGAUAAAUUUACACACAAAGCUCAGUGAUCAGCUCAACAGACUUAAGGUUGAAGAACUAGCCUUAAUAACCAUGAUACGUCUUGAAACGGGUGGGAAUACCAGCACCGAAACGGAAAUGUCCACCUCAAAUCAAGGAGUUGUCACGGAGAAGGAAAAUAAACAAGAAGAAUUACAGUUGUCUGUUGCAGCUGAGCGCAUAUUUGAAUCAGAGGAAAUGGAGGAAGAGGAGGAGGAAGAAGAUGAGGAAGAUUCAGAGGACGAUGGAGCGAAACAGCUGAUGUCUUUUCUGGAAGAACUUACAUCAAAGAAAACGUGAUUACAAACUACAGCACCAUGAUGAUGGAAGAAAAUGUAAUAAUGAAGUGCAGCCUGAUAAUGAAAUGCAACAUUAUAAUGAAGUGCAACAUAAUGAAGUGCAGUGUCAUAAUGAAGUGCAGCCUGAUAAUGAAUAUGAAGUGCAACAUCAAUAAUGAAGUGCAACAUCAAUAAUGAAGUGCAAAAUCAUGUGAAGUGCAACAUCAUGGUACAACAUCAUGAUGUGAAGUGCAAAAUCAUGGUGCAACAUCAUGAUGUGAAGUGCAAAAUCAAGAUGUGAAGUGCAACAUCAUGAUGUGAAGUCAAACAUACUGUGAAGUAUGACAUCAUGAUACUGAAGUAAAACAUCAUGAUUAUAAAUUGAAACAUGACAGUGAAGUUCAACACUAUGAUAAGGAAGUGCACAUAAUGAUAAGGACGAGCAGCAUCAUGACAAUGAAGUGCAUAGUUCACAUUAUGGAUACUUUAAUAAAAUUAACAGAAACAACAUGUUGGUGUCAAUCAUAUUUUCGUUUCAUCGUUAAAAGUCAUGUCAUUCAGAACUACAGAAAGUAUUAGUCUAUGUGUCAAAUCUUGAGUGAAAAUUCUAAUAGAUGAGUUAAUAAUAUAUUCACCAGUCAGGCAGACUACUUUUGUUUCUUUUUUUCCAAGGAAAAUAAAGUAUUUAUUUUUA